Messenger RNA from Erigeron canadensis, 1642 nucleotides. Its product is annotated as probable membrane metalloprotease ARASP2, chloroplastic. The transcript has a single exon. NCBI's taxonomy places the organism in Eukaryota, Viridiplantae, Streptophyta, Magnoliopsida, Asterales, Asteraceae. Bases 54 to 1364 code for a protein of 436 amino acids. Gene Ontology annotation, molecular function: protein binding; metalloendopeptidase activity. Gene Ontology annotation, cellular component: membrane. Gene Ontology annotation, biological process: proteolysis. The record is from RefSeq and is a predicted model, not a curated record.
UAAAAAGACACAACCUAUCAUCUCAAUUUUCAAAAAAACACACAAACAUCAUCAUGUUAACAAAUCUUUCACCUUUUUCAACAAUUAAUUACCUUCAUUACAACAACAAACCCAAAUCCCAUUUUCCACUUUUACCAUCUUCAAAUCUUGGAUGUUUAAAUGAAAAGAUUAAAUACCCUUUUGGCAAAAGUGGAAUUAAAUACCCAUAUGAAAACAAGAAAAAGUUUCAAACUUUAGCAUUAUCUGACUUUGGUUUUGGUGGGUUUGAAAGUGCACAAUCUGUAGUUGAAGCUGUGUCAGUUUUGACUGCAAUUAUAGUUGUUCAUGAAAGUGGUCAUUUUUUAGCUGCUUCACUUCAAGGAAUUCAUGUAAGUAAAUUUGCUAUUGGUUUUGGGCCUAUUUUAGCUAAAUUUAAUGCUAAUAAUGUUGAGUAUUCAUUAAGAGCAUUUCCUUUAGGUGGUUUUGUUGGUUUUCCUGAUAAUGAUCCUGAUAGUGAUAUCCCAAUUGAUGAUGUAAAUCUGUUGAAAAAUAGGCCUAUUUUGGAUAGGAUUUUUGUUAUUUCAGCUGGUGUGAUUGCCAAUAUAGUUUUUGCAUAUGUUAUUAUUUUUGCGCAAAUUGUAUUUGUUGGAUUGCCUGUACAAGAAUCUUUCCCUGGUGUGAUUGUACCCGAGGUUCGGCCCUUUUCGGCUGCUUCCCGAGACGGGUUGCUAGCCGGUGAUGUUAUUCUUUCGGUUAAUGAUGUUGAGUUGCCUAAAAGUAUCCCGAAUUCAGUUUCACAAGUUGUUGAUGUCAUCAAGAAAAAUCCUAAAUCGACGGUGUUGUUUAAGGUAGAUAGAGGGGGGAAAGAUUUUUUAGUCAAGGUUACCCCAGAUAAGAAUCUUGAUGGUAGUGGUCGAAUCGGGGUUCAAUUAGCCCCAAAUGUUAAAAUUUUGAAAGAAAAACCGAAAGAUGUUUUAGAAGCUUUUAGUUUCACAGGGCGUGAAUUUUGGGGUUUGACGUUUAAUGUUGUGGAUAGUUUGAAGCAGACUUUUCUUAACUUUUCACAAUCUGCAAGCAAGGUUUCGGGUCCUGUUGCUAUUAUAGCUGUAGGUGCAGAAGUUGCAAAGUCGAAUAUCGAUGGAUUGUAUCAGUUUGCAGCCAUUUUGAAUCUUAAUCUUGCGGUGAUUAAUCUUCUUCCUUUGCCUGCUUUAGAUGGGGGUUCUUUGGCGUUAAUCCUUGUUGAGGCGAUAAGAGGUGGGCGAAAGCUCCCGUUAGAAGUAGAGCAAGGGAUAAUGUCAUCUGGGAUUACACUUGUUUUCGGUCUUGGUCUUUUCCUUAUUAUUCGGGACACACUAAAUUUGGACUUUAUUAAGGAUUUGUUGUAAUUCAUUUCGAGAAUGAUUCAGCUAUGUGAUCGAUUUGGGAAUCUUCAUCAGCAAUAGUACAAACUCCUUAUGCUGCUCGAUAUGAGUCCAAUCAAAUCAGGUACCACUUUGGUCCGCACUUGUACUAUUUGUGUUGUAUCAAUUCGCAUGUUCCUUCAAUUUGGUUUGUUUUAUACAUUCCUUGUUCAUAACUUGAAAUUCAUUAUACUAGAAUUGGAGAUAGAACAAGAUACCUCACAAAGUUUAAUUCAUGUUUAUACUCGUAUUACAUAACCAAA